AUGUCAAACCACCCCUCUCCCUUCCACCACCACACCCAUCAAAGUCCCCGAGACCGCUCCACCUCCAUCCUCUCCUACAACGAAGCUACUAGCACUGCUCUCGAACCCAUCGAUCAUACCUCCCAGCAUCGCACACACAUCACCGUCGAUGAAGAAGGCCAACCUCCUCCGCGAUACACAUCUGAAAAUGACCCCUUUCAACUCGCCUCCAAGCUGAAAUCCAGCGAGGAGAUCCAGAAAAUGGCUCGAGAGAAACAAGCCAACACCUCCCGCAAACGCGGCAGCUGCAACCCCGUCGCCAUAGCCAGCAAAACACCCAAACUGGCUUCCCUCACCUCGAGACACCUCGAGGGCUUCUACCACACACAGAAUGAAAACAUCGAGCGCAUGCUCAAACCAGUCGAGGAACACGUCCGCGCCGCCAAAGAACUCAACACCAACAACCAGCUCAAGUACCGUAUCGCCGUCUACGGCAGUUUCGCAGCAAAUGUCGUCCUGGCCAUCCUCCAACUCUACGGUGCCAUCGCCUCCGGCUCUCUCUCCCUGUUCACCACCAUGGCCGACGCCAUCUUCGACCCCAUGUCCAACCUCACCUUGCUUCUCUGCAACAAGGCCGUCAACCGCGUCGACCCCCGCAAGUUCCCCGCUGGCAAAGCCCGCAUCGAAACAGCAGGUAACAUCUGCUUCUGCUUCCUCAUGACAGCCGUGAACUUCAUCCUGAUCGCCUUUUCCGCCCGUGAACUCAUCGAGGGCUCCGACAAAGCAACUGGCUCUUUCCACCUCCCCUCCGUCAUCGCCGUCUGUGUCGCCUUCUGCACCAAGCUCGCCCUCUUCUUAUACUGCUGGGCGCUCCGCAACCAGGUCUCCCAGGUCCGCAUCCUCUGGGAGGACCACCGUAAUGAUCUCUUCAUCAACGGCUUCGGUAUCUUGACUUCCGUCGGUGGAAGUAAGCUCCGUUGGUGGAUCGAUCCUAUGGGCGCUAUUCUGCUCUCCGUGCUCGUCAGCGCCCUGUGGUUGAAGACUGCUUAUUCCGAGUUCCAGUUGCUCGUCGGUGUUACUGCCGAUACUAAGAUGCAGCAGUUGAUUACUUAUAUCUCAAUGACUCACUCCCCCUACAUCACAGCCAUUGACACUGUCCGUGCUUACACCUCCGGCCCUCGUCUGCUUGUCGAGGUCGACAUCGUCAUGGAGCCUGAAGAAUCUCUGCGUGCUACCCACGAUGUUGCCGAAGAGUUGCAGAUGAAACUCGAGUCGCUGCCUGAUGUCGAGCGGGCAUAUGUCCACGUCGACUAUGAAACAACCCACAAACCGGAACACUUCUUGAAGAAAGAAUUGUAA
Aspergillus wentii DTO 134E9 is the source of this 1338-nucleotide messenger RNA. RefSeq names its product cation diffusion facilitator family transporter. NCBI's taxonomy places the organism in Eukaryota, Fungi, Ascomycota, Eurotiomycetes, Eurotiales, Aspergillaceae. The record is from RefSeq and is a predicted model, not a curated record. The transcript is spliced from 2 exons. Gene Ontology annotation, molecular function: monoatomic cation transmembrane transporter activity. The coding region runs from base 1 to 1338 and encodes 445 amino acids. Gene Ontology annotation, cellular component: membrane. Gene Ontology annotation, biological process: transmembrane transport; monoatomic cation transport.